Molecule: messenger RNA, 1425 nt
Organism: Plasmodium malariae
Lineage: Eukaryota; Apicomplexa; Aconoidasida; Haemosporida; Plasmodiidae
Product: 3-oxoacyl-[acyl-carrier-protein] synthase i/ii, putative
Exons: 3
Coding region: 1-1425 (474 amino acids)
Biological process (GO): fatty acid biosynthetic process
Molecular function (GO): 3-oxoacyl-[acyl-carrier-protein] synthase activity
Source: RefSeq, a predicted model, not a curated record
AUGAGAAUUUAUACUAAAUCCCUUUUCUACUACUUUUUAAUUUUGCAAGUGUAUAGCAAAAAAUAUGGAUUUAUCAAGAAUAAUGUGCCAAGAACUGAUAAAAGCAUUUUCAGAAAGGUUACGCUGUACAACAGCUACAACUCAAGAGAGUUAAAAAAACACUGCGAAACAUCGAGAGUUGUGUGCACAGGUAUUGGUAUAGUAACUGGGGUUGGGGUUGGCAUAGAACAAUUUUGGGAAAAUUUAAUCAAUGGAUAUAACUCUAUUGACAAAAUUACCAAAUUUGAUGUAACAGAUAUGGCAUGUGGAAUAGGCAGUGAAAUAGACAGAAAAAAUUUUAACCCAUGUGAUUUUUAUACAAAUAAAAAGGAUGUAAACCGCAAUGAUGAUUGUACUCAUUAUGCGGUGGCUGCAACAAGAUUAGCCAUAGAUGAUGCCCAUAUUGAUUUACAUAAAAUCGAUAGUGAAAAAGUAGGAACUAUUAUUGGAAGUGGUAUUGGUGGUUUGUCUUUUUUAGAAAAGGAAAUGAAAACAUUACAUGAAAAGGGUCAUAAAAGAAUAAGUCCAUACUUAAUUCCAGCCAUGAUUGCAAAUACACCUUCAGGUUUUGUGUCUAUUGAAAAUAAUCUAAGAGGAAUUUCACUUGGAAUGUUAAGUGCUUGUGCCACAUCAGGUAAUACAAUUGGAGAAGCAUACAGAUAUAUAAAAUAUAAGGAAUAUGAUGUUAUGAUAUGCGGGGGAACGGAGGCAAGUAUUACACCUAUCAGUUUUGCAGGAUUUAAUGCAUUAAGAGCAUUAUGCAUUGGAUAUAAUGAUAAUCCAAAGAAGGGUUGUAGACCAUUUGAUUUAAAAAGAAGUGGUUUUGUUAUGGGGGAAGGUUCAGGUAUUUUAAUUCUUGAAUCUUAUGCACAUGCAAUUAAGAGAAAUGCCAAAAUAUAUGGAGAAAUUUUGGAAUAUUCCUCUGAAAGUGAUGCAUUUCAUAUUACUGCCCCUGAACCAAAUGGAAGGGGCUUAACUAAUUCAAUUAACAAAGCAAUAAAAAAUGCAAAUAUAAAUAUAUCGGAUGUUAAGUAUGUGAAUGCACAUGGGACAUCAACUAACUUAAAUGACAAAAUUGAAACGAAAGUUUUAAAAAAUGUCUUUAAGUCUCAUUCCUAUAAAUUACAUAUAUCCUCAACAAAGAGUAUGACUGGUCAUUGUAUAGGAGCCGCAGGUGCUAUUGAAUCUAUUGUUUGUUUAAAGGCAAUGGAAACAAACAUUAUACCACCAACUAUUAAUUAUGAACAUAAAGAUCCUGAUUGUGAUUUAAAUUAUACACCUAAUAAAAGUUUUCAUUCAAAAGAAAAUAUAGACAUUUCCUUAAAUACAAAUUUAGGAUUUGGAGGACAUAACACUGCAUUAUUAUUUGGAAAAAUUGCAAAAUGA